Molecule: messenger RNA, 2009 nt
Organism: Pomacea canaliculata
Lineage: Eukaryota; Metazoa; Mollusca; Gastropoda; Architaenioglossa; Ampullariidae
Product: ATP synthase subunit alpha, mitochondrial-like
Exons: 11
Coding region: 16-1758 (580 amino acids)
Biological process (GO): proton motive force-driven ATP synthesis; proton transmembrane transport
Molecular function (GO): proton-transporting ATP synthase activity, rotational mechanism; ATP binding; ADP binding
Source: RefSeq, a predicted model, not a curated record
GUGUGGAGGAACUAAAUGAAUUUCACGCCUGCCCUCUCGUGUCCUCCACUGCGGCCAUUUUUCUGGUCGACGCUAUCAGACAGACCCAAAAUGCUGACAGCACGGAUAGCAUCGUCUUUGGCACGACAGCUGCCAAAGGCAACCCAGCAGGCUUACAAAAGUGUUUUUGGUGCUGCUGGGUUUAUUGCAGCUAGGAAAAUUCACAUAACAUAUCCCAGCUAUGCAGCUGGACCAGGUGGAGCUGAGGUCUCCUCCAUUUUGGAAGACCGAAUUCUUGGCCAGGCUCCACAAGCCAACCUUGAAGAAACUGGUCGGGUGCUGUCUAUUGGAGAUGGUAUUGCCCGUGUGUAUGGUCUCAAAAACAUCCAAGCUGAGGAGAUGGUUGAAUUUUCUAGUGGACUUAAGGGCAUGGCUUUGAACUUGGAGCCAGACAAUGUCGGAGUGGUGGUGUUUGGUAAUGACAAGCUAAUCAAGGAGGGUGACAUUGUAAAGAGGACAGGUGCUAUUGUGGAUGUUCCUACUGGAAGGGAACUGCUAGGCAGAGUUGUAGAUGCUUUGGGCAAUCCUAUUGAUGGCAAGGGCCCAUUGGGUUCAUCAACAAGGCAGCGUGUUGGCAUCAAAGCACCUGGAAUCAUCCCGCGUACCUCUGUGAAAGAACCUAUGCAGACAGGGAUUAAAGCCGUGGACAGUCUGGUGCCCAUUGGUCGUGGACAACGUGAGCUGAUCAUUGGUGACAGGCAGACUGGAAAAACAGCUGUGGCCAUUGACACCAUUAUCAACCAGAAACGGUUUAAUGAUGGCACAGAUGAGAAGAAGAAACUGUACUGCAUCUAUGUUGCCAUUGGUCAAAAGAGGUCAACUGUAGCUCAGCUGGUAAAACGCCUAACUGAUGCUGAUGCCAUGAAAUACACCAUUGUGGUGAGUGCCACAGCUUCCGAUGCUGCUCCUCUGCAGUAUUUGGCCCCAUACUCUGGCUGUGCUAUGGGGGAGUAUUUCCGCGACAAUGGCAUGCAUGCCCUCAUCAUUUAUGAUGAUUUGUCAAAACAGGCUGUGGCCUACCGUCAAAUGUCUCUGUUGCUGAGGCGUCCACCUGGUCGAGAAGCUUACCCAGGUGAUGUGUUUUAUCUUCACUCACGUCUGUUAGAACGUGCUGCCAAGAUGAAUGAUGCCCAUGGUGGUGGCUCUCUCACUGCACUGCCAGUCAUUGAAACUCAGGCUGGUGAUGUGUCUGCAUACAUUCCCACCAAUGUUAUCUCCAUCACAGAUGGGCAGAUUUUCUUGGAAACUGAGUUGUUUUUCAAGGGCAUCCGACCAGCCAUCAAUGUAGGAUUGUCUGUCAGCAGAGUAGGCUCAGCAGCUCAGACUCGAGCCAUGAAACAGGUGGCAGGCUCCAUGAAGUUGGAGUUGGCUCAGUAUCGUGAAGUAGCUGCUUUCGCCCAGUUCGGCUCUGAUCUUGACCAAGCCACACAAAACUUGCUGAACCGUGGAGUUCGACUGACAGAGCUGCUGAAGCAAGGACAGUAUGUGCCAAUGGCUAUUGAAGAGCAAGUUGCAGUUAUCUAUGCUGGAGUACGUGGUCACCUGGACAAAGUGGACCCAUCUAAAAUCACCACUUUCGAGGCAGAAUUCUUGAAGCAUCUGCGAGCUUCCCAGCAAACUUUGCUGCAGACCAUUGCCAGUGAGGGUAAAAUCACCGAGCAGACCGAGGCACAAUUGAAGAGUGUUGUCACCAACUUCCUUUCUGGUUUUACUGCAUAAAGUGUCACCUUAAGAGGCUUGAACAUUGUAGUGAAAUUAAAUGAGUCUGAGAGAAAUGUUUUACAAAUAAGGCAGUCACAAUACUUAGAGACUGCGAGAGAAACAUGGACCAUCUGUUUUGUGUGUUUGCUUGGAUGAUGGCAUAAAAUGAUAGGUAGAUUCAUUACAUGCCUGUUCAAAUCUGAGUACAUGUUCAUAAAAAAUGUUUAUAAUUUGUCAAAGUAUUUUUAAAUAAAGUGCUUUUGACAUUC